Clonostachys rhizophaga is the source of this 894-nucleotide messenger RNA. The record is from the annotation of a GenBank genome assembly. NCBI's taxonomy places the organism in Eukaryota, Fungi, Ascomycota, Sordariomycetes, Hypocreales, Bionectriaceae.
AUGCCCAAGCGUAAACGGGGAUCCCCAGCCUCACAAGCUGCGACAUCCGUCGCGCCAGAUGAGCCGCGAGUCAUCUCGUUCACCUCGCCUCAAGCUCUUACCAAGGCCAUCGAUGAAUCCAAUCUUUCCGAGUGUGAUGCUCUCUAUGUCAGAGAUGUAUCUGUUUCCACCUAUGAACGCCUCAAGAAGUACAGAUGCUACAAGAGACGCAAAUAUCGGUUCAGACGGUACUACCCAGCAGAGGAACUCUUGAUCGUCGCAAUCAAUACGCGCACUCAUGAGCAGCUGCACAUCAACCUAUACCUAGAUAUCUGUCUCGAAAUUAGAAAAAUGGGGUUGAAGCGGCACUGGGCAAGCUCGGGCGCUGCGACUUUCACGGCACUCUCUGGCGGGAGCGAAGGCGAGGCUGAUUCCAGCGGAAGCUUAUUCACGCUGGGCGAAGGCCACACGGAAUGGCCGAACCUCAUUGUCGAAGGCUCGCACUCCAUGUCCCUGGAAGAGAUGAGACGGCACAUGGCAUGGUGGUUCGAGGCCUCUGACCACCAGGUCAAGAUCGUCCUCCUCGUCAAGGCAGAUGGCCCGUCAACCGUCAUCAUCGAGAAGUGGCAGGAGCCUCCGCGGCCUGAACGAGUCGGAGCCACGACCACAAGGGCUAGUUCUCGUCAGAACCCGCAGUCUAACCAGGUCAUCACCAUUACACGGGUUCCUGGGAGUACGAAUCCUUAUUUCGCUGAGUCGUAUGAAGUCACCAGCGGCGGUGCGUUGCGGUUGGAGUUCCAGGAUCUCUUCCUUCGACCGCCAGGACCAGGGGAGCACGAUGUCAUUAUUGAAAACUAUGAUCUGCAAGACAUCGCCACGAGGGUUGCGAGGGGUUUGAGAGUUGUGAGGGCUUGA